AUGGUUUCAGCUGACACUGUUUACUUGCCAGUUAGUGUGGAUUUACCUCAAGAGGCAAAUCAUUCUCAUGAAAAGGCGAAGAUGACAAACGUAACGAGGAAGUGGGAAUUGUUUCCCGGGAGAAAUAAAUUUUGCUGUGAUGGAAGGAUCAUGAUGGCCCCACAAACUAGUGUUUUCUUUGUUACUGUCGGUCUAAUAGUGGGCACCUGUAGCUUAUUUUUUGCUUUUGAUUGCCCAUUUCUAGCUGUGAGAAUAACUCCUGCAAUACCAGUGGUCGGUGCUGUGUUAUUUGUUUUUGUUAUGUCAUCUUUGUUGAGGACUAGUUUUAGUGAUCCAGGAAUAAUUCCUAGAGCUACACCAGAUGAAGCAGCCUAUAUUGAAAAGCAAAUUGAGGUCCCCAACAGCACAAAUUCACCAACAUAUAGGCCUCCUCCAAGAACUAAAGAAAUAACAAUUAGGGGACAAACUGUUAAAUUAAAGUAUUGUUUUACUUGCAAAAUAUUUAGACCUCCAAGGGCAUCUCAUUGUAGCUUAUGUGAUAACUGCGUUGAAAGGUUUGAUCAUCACUGCCCUUGGGUAGGGAAUUGUGUCGGAAAACGAAACUAUAGGUAUUUUUAUAUGUUUAUUGUGUCAUUAGCAUUUCUAUGUGUUUUCAUCCUAGCUGGAGCUGUUACACAUAUAAUAUUAUUGGCCAAAGAGGACAGGCCUUAUUUUGAGGCGGUUAAAGAAUCACCUGCUAGUGUUAUAGUAGCGCUCGUCUGUUUCUUCAGUGUCUGGAGUGUGAUGGGCCUUGCUGGCUUUCAUACGUAUUUAACAACUUCUAACCAGACAACAAAUGAAGAUAUCAAAGGGUCGUUUUCUUCUAAAAGAGGGCAAGCAAGCUACAAUCCAUACAGCAGAGGGAAUAUUUGUUCUAAUUGUUGCCACAUACUCUGUGGUCCAUCACCACCUAGUCUUAUUGAUAGACGAGGAAUGGUUCCUCCUGAAGUUUGGGAAAGUCUCGCAAAAGAAAGUACUGUUAUCUCAAAUAACCGGACUUACGGUGCUGUUCCUCAUCCUCCACAACCACAGGUCAAUGGCCUACCAAACCAACCAGAUCCAAAACAAGCAAUGCCUAGUGACAUCAGGUGCCAGAGUAGCCCUCAGCAAGUCGCUGGAGCUGUGCUCUGCCAGCCGUCGGCUCAAGAGCCCGGUUGUGUUAGGCCUUCCGUAGAAUCUCCACAAGAGAUUUUGUUGACCCCAACAGACUUCAUAAAGAACAGGCCCAGUGAUUUGCGAGACGCAGAACUGGACCUGGAUGAAGUGACUAAUGCGGUGGCCAAUCUUUCAGCCAGUCGCCUGAGGUUGCUCCAAGACACGACCAUGAUAGAGUCUGCCUUGGAUUUGGAUUCUCUCGAGGAGUCCGUUUCUUCCAUUGACACAGGUAGUCAGGCAGGUCUUCUAAAACCAAAAGAAUUUCCUUAG
Nezara viridula (southern green stink bug) is the source of this 1464-nucleotide messenger RNA. Lineage: Eukaryota; Metazoa; Arthropoda; Insecta; Hemiptera; Pentatomidae. The record is from the annotation of a GenBank genome assembly.